CCGUUACUUUUUCUCAAAACCCAGACACACACAAUCGCUCCUCUCUCAGUCCCUCUCUCUCUCGCCAUGUCCGUCGCGAGCUCAGCAGUAGUCCGCACAAAGAACGUUAUGAAGUUUGCUAUCUCGCUCAUUCUCCCUUCCUUCAACUCCUCCAAAUGCAAAACGGCGGCGAAGAUGGCGGUGGCGCGGAUAAAGUUACUGAGGAACAAGAGAGAGGUGGUGGCGAGGCAGAUGAGGCGAGACAUUGCGAUGCUUCUGCAGUCACGUCAGGACGCCACUGCUCGUGUCAGGGUUGAACAUGUAAUUCGUGAACAAAAUGUUUUGGCUGCCAAUGAGUUCGUUGAGCUUUUCUGUGAGUUGAUUGUGACAAGACUUACCAUCAUUGCGAAGCAGAGGGAAUGUCCAGCAGACCUGAAAGAAGGGAUCGCUAGCUUAAUAUUUGCAGCUCCAAGGUGCUCUGAAAUUCCAGAACUAGUGUCAAUCAGGAAAAUAUUUGAGAAGAAAUAUGGAAAAGAUUUUGUGUCUGCAGCUACCGACCUACGACCGAACUGUGGUGUAAAUCGCAUCUUGAUCGACAAGCUCUCCGUAAGAACCCCUACUGGUGAAGUGAAGUUGAAAAUCUUGAAGGAAAUAGCAAAGGAAUAUCAGAUUGAUUGGGAUACAACGGAAUGUGAGAAGGAGCUUUUGAAGCCUCCAGAAGAGCUUAUAGUAAGGCUCCCUCCUCUCUCUCCCCCUUUCACUCGAAACUCAGAUCAAACUCCAUUGAAACAACUUUGUGCUUUAUUUUUUGACAAGGAUGGACCACACAAUUUUGUUAGUGCUUCCAGCUUACCUGUGAAGCCUGCUGAGCCAAACCAGUCCUCCUAUCGAUCAUAUCAUGAUGGACAAAGCAAGGAAACACAUUUUCAAGAUGCAGCGUCUGCUGCUGAAGCUGCUGAAGAAGCUGCAAGAAAGGCAAUUGCUGCCGCUCAUGCUGCUGCCUCUAUUGCCAAAAGAGACUACAAUAAGACACCUCAAGCAUCUGGAUUUGAGCAUAACUUGAGUGCUUCGAGCAUCAAUCAUGGGUUUGGAGCCCCUUCCACGACUUGCUAUGAUUAUCAAUCAAAAACACCAGAUAUAAGCAAUGAGGAUACAAGGAUCUAUAGGGGACACAGUUAUAAUAACACACGUCCUUUGCAUUCAGAAAUAAAAUUUGAUGAAUCAGACUGUGAUGAAGACAUCGAAGCAGAAAAGAAUCCCUCUAUAGAAAGUGAGGAGAUGAAGGCUGGACAAAUGGAUGGAGGAAAUCCUCGUCGGAGACACAGCUAUGAUGCCCCUUCAGCACAAUUGGAUAUGAAGUUUGAUGAAUCAGACUGUGAGGAAGAGAUGGAUAUGGGAAGACCACCUCCCAAUAGGCCUCCACCACCAUUACCUCCAUGUCAUGGCAGACAGGAUCCUGCUCCCCCGGGUCCUCGCGUUCAUCCAAAAUUGCCAGAUUACGACGACAUUUUUGAAGCUCUCAGGCAUCGCAAAUCAAGAAACUAGAAAUGUUAAAUAAACUGCACCACCAGACAAGACCAUCAGGGUUUGUUGUUUAUUGAGUCAUGCUUGGUAUGCUUGUGAUUUUAUGGUAUAGCUUCUAAAUAAGGCAUACAUGCCUUUUUUUGUAUUGUCCUCGAUGAAAAUCAUAUACAUACCUUGGAAAACCCCACCCCUCAUCUUAGGGGUGUAAAUGGUCGGUUUUGGCUGGUUAUAGACCGAAUUAUCAGUUUUUAUAUAUCCCAUAAAGAUGUCCAUUCGGUUAUUGGUUGGUUCGAUCCA
This is a messenger RNA of Tripterygium wilfordii, 1800 nucleotides long. RefSeq names its product vacuolar protein sorting-associated protein ist1-like. NCBI's taxonomy places the organism in Eukaryota, Viridiplantae, Streptophyta, Magnoliopsida, Celastrales, Celastraceae. The record is from RefSeq and is a predicted model, not a curated record. The coding region runs from base 67 to 1524 and encodes 485 amino acids. The transcript is spliced from 6 exons. Gene Ontology annotation, biological process: protein transport.